AUGACACCAAUCAUUCCUUCCAUUAUACUUCCAUCACUCGAAACAUCACACCACUGUUCAAAAACAAACUGUUGCACUUCAUCACCUGCCAACUCUUCCUCUCCUCUGAAUUCAUCAUACAGUCGAUUCUGGAAGGCAUAUUUCAUUCAUAAAAAAAGUGUCCAAAAACCCAAACCCAAACACAUAUAUAAACCCAUUUCAGAUUUUCUUGAACAGCACAAAGACUAUGAAUUCAGUAGAGAGAUUUUAUUCAAGAAAGAGGAACAAGAUGAUUUGGAUGAAUAUCAUUUUGAAUUUUACAAAAUGUUACGAUACCAUCCAGAGUUCAUGACCAUUCACUAUGUGAAUGCCAUGAUUCCAGAUCGUGCAGGUUGGAAUGGAUACAAUGAUUUUAUAAUUUUAAAGAAUGAAAAAGAUCAUGCAAUAGAUGAACGAGCAUUUAUUGAACGUGAUCAUGGUUUUACAUCAUGUUCGAACAAGAAAACCAUUCAUCAAAAAAGAAAAGUCUAG
This is a messenger RNA of Naegleria fowleri, 510 nucleotides long. RefSeq lists its product as uncharacterized. The transcript has a single exon. The record is from RefSeq and is a predicted model, not a curated record. The coding region runs from base 1 to 510 and encodes 169 amino acids. NCBI's taxonomy places the organism in Eukaryota, Heterolobosea, Eutetramitea, Acrasida, Naegleriidae.